Penicillium nucicola is the source of this 1578-nucleotide messenger RNA. Its product is annotated as alcohol acetyltransferase. The record is from RefSeq and is a predicted model, not a curated record. The transcript is spliced from 2 exons. Gene Ontology annotation, molecular function: N-acetyltransferase activity. Bases 1 to 1578 code for a protein of 525 amino acids. NCBI's taxonomy places the organism in Eukaryota, Fungi, Ascomycota, Eurotiomycetes, Eurotiales, Aspergillaceae.
AUGUCUCAAGGCACGGAGUUCAUUCGCUUCGCAAGCAAAAACGAAAGAAGAUAUAUUAUGCGACAUGCCCUCGGAUUCUACAAUGCCUUAACACUGACUGGUCUCUACACGCUAUCCGACGCGGGCUCGUUCGAUGCAAACAAUCUCAACAACUUCAUCCCAGCCUUGAAACAUUGCAUUGCCACGCAUCCCAUUCUGAGUGCAGCAAUUGAAGGGCAAAAUACCGAGAAUCCAAGUUUCAUUCGGCCUGACUACCUGGAUCUUCGAAACCACUUGCACCUCCUUGAUACGCUCGCAACUUCAACAUCCUCUUCGGCCAAGCACAAGGAUGACCAAGAGUUGCAUUUGAUCACACAAGUGACAAAGCAGAUACACGAUCAACCUUUUCUUCAAGUGAAUCAGAAACCUCCUUGGAAAGUCUUCAUUGUGCCUCUUGUCGAUGAAUCCACACUGGUUCACCGAGUCUACAUCAUCUUUGCAUAUUCCCACUCUCACGGUGAUGGAAGGUCAGGUCUGGAAUUCCAUAGAACCCUCUUAGAGGGUCUCAAAACCGCGCAGGAGUUAUACGACUUGGAAUAUCUCUAUCAAACCUCAACCUCUGCAAUGUCUCUUCCACCGCCAUUAGAGGAAGCAGCCAACCUGACCAUCACCUGGCGAUACCUCUUCCUCAAUGUCUUUGGCGAUUACAUCCCCAACGCCCUCAACAACCUUCUUAAUCUCCAAUCUCCCGUGAACAAACCCCACGCCGCCAAUGCGUGGACAGGAAAGGCAAUGAGCUACGACAAAUUCAACUUCCACACCGGGUCUGAACUACUCUUAGUCAAGAACGAUCAACUAAAUGCGAUCUUGAGCAUGUGCCGACAAAAGGGAGUGAAAUUUACUGGCUUUUUCAACCAUCUCGUCGUGCACAUCUUGCAGAGUCUCCUUCCACACGUUGGAAAUGGAAACGUACCUACUCAAACUCUUCUUGGCCAGAUCGUCGUCGAUCUUCGACCCCUGCUUCCGGCUUAUACUGCAAACGAGAAUCAAAUGAUAAACAGCGUUACGGCGCUGUACGUCUCUGCACCGUCCACCUCAUCGGACUGGAACACGGCGUUCAAUCUCAAACAUGACCCUGCAUUCUGGGAGGAUGCGCGCAGGACCACGGAUCAACUUGCCGAAUGCGCAAGUACCCUUGUCGACCAACCGAUCGGGCUUCUGAGAUACCUGGGCUCAUUUCGGGAUUGGUUCCUCGGGAAAGUGGGUAUGAGUCGGGAUUCCUCGUAUGAGAUUAGCAAUGCGGUUGUGUUUGAUCCGCAUGCGCGAUCUAUUGAUUUGUCCACUACCACGGACCCGAGGAAGUGGGAUAUUGAGCGCGUGUUGUUUUCGCAGCCGGCUAAUGUAACGGGAAGCCCUUUGAACUUUCAGAUAGUUACGAGGAGAGGUGGUGAUAUGGUUAUUACUCUGAAUUGGCAGCUGGGUGUUCUCGGUGUCUCUGACGAAGCGGUGCUUGCCCGGAAGAUUCUAGACAAGGCUCGUGAUUUGAUGUCUGAGAUUUGCUGUGGUUGCCCUGCGUCCUGCAUUCAUUGUGAUCGAUAG